ACCAAGUGGUGUAUAAAUCCCCUUCUCCAGCGUAUCCCCCAUCACGGGAGACCCUGGUACUUUGGCCCCCUGGGCGGGAGCUGCAGUCUCUGGCCUUUGGAUCGCCGGGACUUUGUGCUCCCUGCUGGACCCCUCGCUCUCGGCCCCGCUCGCUCUCCACAGGGGUCUCUGGACAUUUCCGACUGGCCCCUUCCCUUCGCCUCUCGCUCCCGUACCAGGAUGUCGGAAAAACGCCUAGAGGAGGCGCCAGCGGAGCUGAGUGCCAAGGAAAUGAAAGAAAAGAAAGAAAAACUAGAAGAGAAAACAGUCCACAAAGAAAAGAAGAAGGAGAUAGCAGAGGAUGAAGAAAAUGGCGCUGAAGAGGAUGAGGAAGAGAAUCCUGAGGAUGUGGAUGAAGAUGAAGGUGGUGAUGAGGAUGAAGAUGGAGAUGAGAAUGGGCAAGAGCAGGAUGGACAUGCAGAAAAACGAUCUGCAGAGGAGGAAGAGGAUGAAGUGGAUCCAAAGAGACAGAAGACAGAAAACGGAUCUUCAGCUUGAGUCCUUCCCUCCCAUCUUUUCUGUUCCGUCCACCUCUCCACCUCCAUUCCAGCCCAUGCUUGCACUGUCCAUUAUUAGCCUCUGGCUUCCCACAGUCUCAGAUGAGGAAAGAUGAGAAAUGCUCUCAGACAGGGAAGACAGCAGUUUCCUUCCCACCUGAAGAUCUAGCCCAUCUAUGACAGCUGAAAUUAUUCUAGUCCAUCACAUCCUUUCAGCUGUGCCCCACUUACAAAUGAUCCUUUUCCCUCAAGAAUCUCAUCUUUUCCUGUCCCCCAGUAAGUAAUCUUACCAAGCCCGUAUGCCAAACUUCUCACACGGCAAACACGUCUCAUUCCUUUUCACUUGCCCUCUCUUUUCACAAAUACGAUUGAGAUUCUUACCGGCUUCUGCUUCUCAGACCUGCUGUCAGAUAUCCUCCCUGGAUCCAGGAGGCUGUGGGCACAGAUCUCAUGGUGCAUUUUCCAGUCCUAGGUCUCAUCUUCUUUCCCAUUGAACCCUGAGAGACAAAAAGAAUAUUACAAGCAAAUAAUGUUUCUAUUAAACCACAUGCAGAGACAGAAUUUAUUUUAACCUUUUUUUAAGUUUACAUGACAGACAGCAAGCUGGCCCUCGUGAAUUUUUUCAGAAGGUAAAGGUUGUUUUUAUAUACGAAUUUCAUCUGAACUACAUAUUUUUUAAUUUGGAGGCUUUUUUAAAAACAAAUGAAGAGAUAAACAAUUGAGGACCAAACUUUGAUUUCCAUUUUUCCCUUCAGAUUCUCUUGUGACCAUUUUUUUUGUAAAUUAAGGCAAUACAGCCACAGCAUUUUCUAUGGCACAAACAUCACAAGGAUGAUAGAUAUAAAUAUAUAUAUUGUUUUCAACUAGCACUGUAAAUAAAAGCAUUUAAAAAUA
This is a messenger RNA of Rhea pennata, 1430 nucleotides long. RefSeq names its product parathymosin (gene PTMS). Gene Ontology annotation, biological process: negative regulation of apoptotic process; positive regulation of transcription by RNA polymerase II. Gene Ontology annotation, cellular component: nucleus. Lineage: Eukaryota; Metazoa; Chordata; Aves; Rheiformes; Rheidae. The coding region runs from base 220 to 537 and encodes 105 amino acids. Gene Ontology annotation, molecular function: histone binding. The transcript is spliced from 5 exons. The record is from RefSeq and is a predicted model, not a curated record.